AUGUCCAACCCUAAUAAUCAAAGGACAAAUGCCAAAGGAAAAUCUAAGCAACGUAAUCUAAACAGUUUUUUCGUUCCAAAGUAUAACAGCAAUGAUUCCGCCUCUUCAUCUUUAUCAAACCCUACUCCCAUCAUCGAAUCUACCUCUGGAUCAAAUCCAUCGACUUCAGUUGUUGAAACUUUAUCCAGUACAUCUUCAAAUCAUACUACAAAUAUUGACAUUAUCCAUGAUACACGCUCGACAUCAUCCACUGUAUCCGCUAUGGUAAAAGAAGCUGAAUUUACCCCCAUUGACGGUGACGAAGACGUAUUUAUUGAUUUGGAUCCUACUGAAGAUCAGGUCUUUCAUGACAUUAAUGAGGUCGAGAUUUUAUCGGAAGAGAUCGAGCUUCGUGUAGAUCCCGAAGGGAGUUUUGGUUGUUAUCGUAAAGGAGCAUUGUGGAUGCCAAAAGAAUCUGAUGAAUUCCAUUUUGUUCUGUCAGGGGAGACUAGUCCUAGAAAGUUGUAUGAGCAUGACGUGUUUGUCUGGUUGCCUCACCUUCUGUUUGGACAAGGAUUCAAAAAACUUGUCUGUCCAGAAUGUGGUACUGAAGAUGUUGCAAUCAAAGGUUAUAAUGAUAAUCCCGUAGCGCGUAGAAUUAUUUGUGAAGAAAAGUAG
Messenger RNA from Mucor mucedo, 657 nucleotides. RefSeq lists its product as uncharacterized. Bases 1 to 657 code for a protein of 218 amino acids. The record is from RefSeq and is a predicted model, not a curated record. The transcript is spliced from 3 exons. NCBI's taxonomy places the organism in Eukaryota, Fungi, Mucoromycota, Mucoromycetes, Mucorales, Mucoraceae.